AUGGCCAUUUUCGACCUCGUUUUUCGAAACAGGGACCAGGAGGUCCCGGUCGUGGACGAGGAGGCCAAGGGCCCUCACUUCACUGUCUUCUCGAGUCCCAAGUCCUCUCAACCGAAUAGUGAAUCCUCAUCUGGCUUUGCAACACCCACAGAAGAGAAGAGCCUCGCUCCCCUGGGAAGAUGUCCGGAGAUCGGUCGGCUGGCCUCCUGGCGAGGCGCGCUGAUCCUGCUGGUGACCUCGGGCUCCCAAUUCCUCGAUAACGUGUACAUGACCAGCGCCAACGUCGCUCUCUCCUCGAUCCAAAAAGACUUCGACGUGACCAGCACAAACCUGCAAUGGAUGAUCUCCGCAUAUACCUUGACGUUUGGCGGCUUCCUGCUUCUUGCCGGCGUGCUCUCCGAUCAGUAA
Aspergillus homomorphus CBS 101889 is the source of this 408-nucleotide messenger RNA. RefSeq lists its product as uncharacterized. Gene Ontology annotation, cellular component: membrane. The record is from RefSeq and is a predicted model, not a curated record. Lineage: Eukaryota; Fungi; Ascomycota; Eurotiomycetes; Eurotiales; Aspergillaceae. Bases 1 to 408 code for a protein of 135 amino acids. The transcript has a single exon. Gene Ontology annotation, molecular function: transmembrane transporter activity.